Symbiodinium sp. CCMP2456 is the source of this 1602-nucleotide messenger RNA. The record is from the annotation of a GenBank genome assembly. NCBI's taxonomy places the organism in Eukaryota, Dinophyceae, Suessiales, Symbiodiniaceae.
AUGUCAUCGCUUAGCGCGAUAACAUGGCAAGCCCGCACCUUCAGCGCAGCAAGUUGCGAUACGACUGUUUACAUUGGCACGGCCGAUGAAGUUGAAUGGUCAUUGAAUGAUGUGACCAGGUGGUUCUGGACGUCAGCUGAUGCUGGCUCGCGACAAUCUAGAUAUCGCGCCCAUGCAGACCGCAUCAGUGCUCAGCAUGAGGAAAUCUAUGAUGGACAGCAGCUUCCUCCAAUGAGACCAUUGAUGCAGCAGAAGCAAGCAGAGUCUGCUGCUGCAGCCUCAAUGUAUGAAAGGACGAUAAAGACAAGCACGCUCUGCGCAAGCAUCGCCGCUCUGCUCAGCUCUCCUGUUUUCUCUGCAGACGUGUAUGUCCGAAGCGGAGAGAUCGUUCACAGUCUCCUGAGCUCCCUGUGCAACAGCUCUGCGGUUUCCAAUCUGCAGGUGCCGGUGUUGGGGCGGCCGGACACCACAUUCACUGUCCCCGCCGCUGGCGUGUUGAGAUCUGCAGAUGUUUGGGGCGUUGUGAUUAGGCCGGUCUUGGAGGCACGUUGGACCCAGAGUGCUUCCGAUGCAAUGCUGACUUGGCACAGAUCCACCCACCAGAGCAUGACAGUCCCAGAGUUUGUGUUGUUUGGUUUGGACCCGAACAUCUUGAAGGAGUUUUCUUUUCUACGAAUCGCGGCAGAACAGCUGCUGCGCCAGAUACUGGCCGCAUGUACGGCCGAGUCGAUUCUUGAGGUCACCAAAUCGGUGACUUUGAAGCGUUGCUCCAACGUUGGAGCAACGAAGCAGGUGCGCAAAGGCAUGGUGGUCAAGGCCUACUUCGAUGCUUGUCAGAUGGUUUUCCGGGGAGAGACAUUCGACCUCAGCGUGCUCGCGCACCUGAUGGAGCCGGACUACCAGCUCUAUCCGCUACUCAUGAGCGCGGCAGACACCGGGCACGCUGGGGUCACCAGGCAGCGCUGGUAUGUCGUCCUGCGCCACGUCGCCAGCACUGACUGUCUGUAUGAUCCCUUUGACCUCUACGAGCACAUCCGCGGCUACAUCUCCGAACGAGUGCAGACGCAGCCCCAGGACUACAUGAUAGCAAGCCAGGAAGAGAUCUUGCUUGAGGCUGCACAGGAAGCCAUCAAGCGCCGACGGGUCCUGCGGCCAAGAGACAUGGACCUCAGGUACCUGCUGAAUGAUCGCGAGACCAGGAUCUUGGAUGCAGCCUGCAGGGAGUAUGAAAGACGCUUCCACGCGGAUCCCUACGCAGAUGCGAACUUUGUGAUAUUCCUCGGCGACAACCCGGAGUACAGCUACACGUGGUCUGCUGUCACAAAGAGGAUCCCCACGCUCAGGCUCAACGAUGGGAAGCUCUACUUCCCCUUCUUCAGACGCUGGAUGGUUGCGUCCGAGAGGCUUGCGUGUCUGGGCUUCCCCGUUCGGACACGUGUCUCGGAGGCCAUGGGUGUGCCUCCGCUUCUCAUACGUGAUGAGCGCAGGGCUAGCCAACUGGCAGGGAAUUGUAUGAUGCUUCCAUGCGUGGCCAUUGCACAGAUGAUUGGCCUCGCCUGCGUGGCUUCUAAGCAGUCCACGGGCAACACCCUCCUGCCAUGA